Molecule: messenger RNA, 2556 nt
Organism: Contarinia nasturtii (swede midge)
Lineage: Eukaryota; Metazoa; Arthropoda; Insecta; Diptera; Cecidomyiidae
Gene: Cdc5
Product: cell division cycle 5-like protein
Exons: 8
Coding region: 108-2462 (784 amino acids)
Biological process (GO): regulation of transcription by RNA polymerase II; mRNA splicing, via spliceosome
Cellular component (GO): spliceosomal complex; Prp19 complex
Molecular function (GO): RNA polymerase II transcription regulatory region sequence-specific DNA binding; DNA-binding transcription factor activity, RNA polymerase II-specific
Source: RefSeq, a predicted model, not a curated record
AAACAGAAAAAAAAUUAUAUAGUUCAACAAACUUGUGUAACAACGCAAAUCUGUAAAUUCUUGUUAAACGUUUAAAUUUUGUGGAAAGUCAGAAACUUUUAUUCACAAUGCCGCGAAUUAUGAUAAAAGGUGGUGUUUGGCGAAACACUGAAGAUGAAAUUCUCAAAGCAGCUGUAAUGAAAUAUGGGAAAAAUCAAUGGUCCCGAAUCGCAUCGUUGCUGCACAGAAAAUCGGCCAAACAAUGUAAAGCACGUUGGUAUGAAUGGUUGGAUCCGAGCAUCAAAAAGACUGAAUGGUCAAGAGAAGAGGAUGAGCGUUUACUUCACUUGGCAAAACUAAUGCCGACACAAUGGCGUACAAUUGCACCAAUUAUUGGUCGUACAGCAGCCCAAUGUUUGGAUCGUUAUGAAUAUUUACUGGACCAAGCUCAGCGAAAAGAGGAAGGUGACGAUAUUAUUGAUGAUCCACGGAAGUUGAAGCCAGGUGAAAUUGACCCACAACCAGAGACAAAGCCGGCAAGACCGGAUCCAAAGGAUAUGGACGAAGAUGAGCUCGAAAUGUUGUCGGAAGCCCGUGCCCGUUUGGCAAAUACGCAGGGCAAAAAGGCCAAAAGAAAGGCUCGAGAAAAACAAUUGGAAGAAGCCAGACGUUUAGCAUCGUUACAAAAACGAAGAGAAUUACGAGCUGCUGGCAUCGGAGGUGGCAAUCGUCGCAGAAUUAAAGGAAUUGACUACAAUUCUGAAAUUCCAUUUGAAAAAACACCAGCGGCCGGAUUUUACGAUACAUCUGAAGAGCAUGUUCAAAAAGUUGAAUUUGAUUUCAAUAAAAUGCGUCAACAAGAUUUGGACGGCGAAUUACGUACGGAAAAAGAAGAGCGUGAACGAAAGAAAGAUAAAGAGAAGCUAAAGCGAAAAAAGGAAAACGGUGUACCAGACGCUUUGCUUCAGAUUGCCGAACCGUCAAAAAAACGUUCAAAACUUGUUUUACCCGAACCGCAAAUAUCUGAUCAAGACAUGCAACAAGUUAUAAAGUUGGGCAAAGCAAGUGAAAUUGCACGAGAAGUGGCUCUAGAAAGUGGCAUUGAAACAACUGACGCUCUAUUGGGUGACUAUAGCAUUACACCACAGGUAUCGGCCACACCUCGAACACCGGCAAUCACAACCGAUCGUGUGAUGCAAGAAGCACAAACCAUUAUGGCACUAACACAUGUUGAGACUCCAUUGAAAGGUGGAAUAAAUACUCCAUUGCAUAAUACUGAUUUUUCUUCAGUUGUUCCAAGUUCACAAGUGGUUGCCACACCAAAUACGGUAUUAACAACACCAUUCCGUUCGGGCGACGCAGCAGCCACACCAGGAACACAAUUGGUGGGAAAUAAGAAUAUACACACUCCGUCUUUGGCACGUGACAAAUUGAAUAUUAAUACAGAAGAUGGCGUGUGUGAAACACCAAUUCAAAUGAAAGAAUAUCAGAAACAUAUAAAAGAAUCACUUCGUGAGAAAUUGUCCACUUUGCCACAGCCACGAAAUGAUUAUGAAAUUGUUGUGCCAGAGGAUGCACAAGUAGAAGAUGGUGAUACCACACAGACUCAACAAAUUGAAGAUCAAUCUGAUGUUGAUUUGAGAUCAAUCGAAGAAGAUCGCUUGCUUAAGGCUGCUGAAUUAGUUCGUCGUUCACAAGUCAUACAAAAAGAUCUUCCACGACCGUUUGAAAUCAAUACGACAAUUUUACGACCAUCGACCGAUAUGACGGGACUAACCGAGCUACAACGUGCUGAGGAGUUGAUAAAACAAGAAAUGAUAACAAUGCUACAUUAUGAUGCCGUUUUGAAUCCAGUACCAUUGAAGUCGAAUCCCGUAAAUAAAAAAGCAACAUCUCUACAACAAUUGCAAAGCUAUUUGGAACAAAGUCCAUAUGAUCAGUUCGAAGACGAAGAAUUGCAAGAGGCUAAGGAACAAUUGAAGGCUGAAAUGUCAGUGGUCAAACAAGGAAUGGCACAUGGUGAUUUGUCUCUUGAAAAUUAUUCACAAGUUUGGCAAGAAUGUUUGAGCCAAGUGCUAUACUUACCCAGCCAAAAUCGAUACACUCGCGCCAAUUUGGCCAGUAAAAAGGACCGAUUUGAAGCGUCAGAGCGUAGACUCGAGCAGAAUCGCAAACAUAUGGCAAAAGAGGCAAAACGUUGCGGAAAAAUUGAGAAGAAAAUGAAAAUCCUGACUGGCGGCUAUCAAGCACGUGCUCAAGCAAUUAUGAAGCAACUAAAUGAAGCAUGGGAGCAAAUAGAUCAACAUUCAUUGGCACUUUCAACAUUCAAGUUUUUGGCAGACCAAGAAGAUCUGGCCAUUCCACGCCGAAUGGAGACUCUGACCGAAGAUGUCGAACGGCAAAUGGAACGAGAGAAACAGUUACAAGCCAAAUAUGCAGAGCUGGAAUCGGAACUUCGAAGUCUAAGCAACCAUUUGAAUUAAUCAUUAUAAUCCAAAUUAAUUAUAUAUAUUGCCAUUUAUAUUAAUAAAAUACAACUAGCGCUCCUUUGGAGUCGCAAAUUAUGUGAAAAUGGUA